AUGAUUAGAGGCAUUUAUGGCCUAUUGGGAUCUAGUGGGUGUGGGAAAACAACCUUGCUCAAGUGUGCUUUGGGCAGAUUGGAGCCAAGCAAAGGGUCCAUUCAUUUGUUUGGUAGAAAACCGGGUUCACCCGAAAGCAAAGUUCCCGGUCCUGGAGUCGGGUAUAUGCCUCAGGAGUUGGCCCUCUAUGAAGAGUUCACUAUCGAAGAGAUACUGACAUAUUUUGGCCAAUUAUUUGGUAUUAAAUCAAAAGUGAUUGACUCGAGGAUUGAGUUUUUGGUCGAUUUGCUUCAAUUGCCGGACAGAAGACGACUAAUCACUAAAUUAAGCGGUGGACAGAAGAGGAGAGUUUCAAUCGCAACGGCUCUUCUACACAAUCCUCCACUUCUAAUACUAGACGAGCCAACGGUUGGCGUGGAUCUAAUCCUUCGCGAAGCCAUUUGGAAACACUUAGAGUUUUUAUGCAAAAACGGAUUGACAGUAAUAGUGACCACACAUUACAUAGAAGAGGCCAGAAGUGCGUUAAGG
Messenger RNA from Medioppia subpectinata, 528 nucleotides. NCBI's taxonomy places the organism in Eukaryota, Metazoa, Arthropoda, Arachnida, Sarcoptiformes, Oppiidae. The record is from the annotation of a GenBank genome assembly.